This is a messenger RNA of Triticum aestivum (bread wheat), 2318 nucleotides long. RefSeq lists its product as uncharacterized. Lineage: Eukaryota; Viridiplantae; Streptophyta; Magnoliopsida; Poales; Poaceae. Bases 465 to 902 code for a protein of 145 amino acids. The transcript is spliced from 7 exons. The record is from RefSeq and is a predicted model, not a curated record.
CGUCCUCUCGCCCCCCUCUCUCCUACCGUCCUAUGCACCUCCCUCGGAUCUCGAUCCGCCGCCGCCCUCUCCCUCCCUCAGAUCUCGAUACGCCGCCGCCCCCAAACCCACCGAGGCCGGGCCGACAUGAGCGCCCUAAUCCUAGCGACUGUUGUCGCCCCCUGGAUCCUAUUCCACAUCGCCUCCGGAUACAUGGCCCUGUCGCUGGCCGCCGCCGUGCUCCUCCUCCUCCUGGCCGUGCUGUACGCGUGGUCUAGGGCCACGCACCUCCUCGGCCACCCCGCGCCGCCCAUCCCUGACCUGCAGCCGGCGGCCAACGAGCUCGCCGCGCUCAUCCGCUCCGGCCUCGCCGGCAUCGCCUUCGCCUUCCGACGCGUCGCGUAGGGCCAGCCCAGCUCCAGGCGCAUCUUCGCCUGUCUCGCUACCGCCGCCCUGCUCGCUAGGCUCGCGCACAACCUCCCCACAUGGUGCUACGCAGUUGUGGUGGGCGCCGGAAACCCUACCUGUUGGAGCGCGGCCAUGGCGACCGACCGCAAGCGCAGGACUUGGACUUGGACAACGGUGGUAUGGUAGGCGUCAUGGAGUGGAGCUUGCUCUGUCCUGGCGCCAUGGAUUCUUUUUCGCGUGAAGCUCUUUCUUCCUCCAGCACAAGAAUGUACAAGCAACAUCCAAGGACGGACCCGGCGGAAAACCCAUGGUGCCAUCUGCGUGCUAAUUUGUCGAGCUUUCCUUUUGAUUUCACGGGUGCCCAGAAUUUGAAAAAGAUGAAGCGUAGAAGCAAAAUCGGAAAAGAAAUCAUUGCUGCGGAGAAGGUGGUGCUGGGGAUCUUGAAGACGGUGAAGAACCCGCGCAGCGCCGUGCUCAAGACCUCUAUGAUGGCCAUUCAUGCUUCGCAAAGCUAACUCCUUCCCUGGGGGAGCUAGAUGUAUGAUGUACGGCAACGGGAAUGGUGAGCUGGGACAACCAGAUCGAGUCCCUUCUCUACAUGUUGGUUUUGCUCCCUUGCACAGCAGUAAAUGACAUAUCACAUUUUCAUAACGUACGAUGCAGCAAAAGUUGUGUGCUACCCUUUGUUUGUUGGUUGUUAUUUUGUGAUACACCUUUCCUCAAAUACCGAUCUGUACUGCCCUGUUAUUAUGCCCCACCAUAUGUGCAUUUAUGCUUGUUCGCCCCAGCCUAGUUGAUGAACUAUUCACCAUAUAGCUCAACUAAUAUACAACUUGCUGUUUGAUUCUUGUAGUGUACCAUCGAAUGAUCAGUUCACCAACAUUUACUUCUGUACCUGUGCUCUCUAGAGAUGUUCAUGUCUGCAAUCCCGAAUUGAUGAUCUUGCCCUCUUCUGAGUUGGUUUGAUGAUUUGACCUGAUCUGAGUUGUUUGGUUAAUGAUCUUAAUGCCUCAGACAAUGAAGUGCUUUUUUUACUGCCAGAAUAUGUGAUAAAGCAACAAAAAAGGCAACCACAUACAAAGGAUCCUGCGCAUGGAAUGGAUCCUGUUGGGUGCUAAUUCUAGUUAUUUUAUAUGAAGAAACACUUACCGUGCAGCCAUCUAAUAUGAAAUUCUAAUAAUAUGUGAUGCCUGAUUGUUUUUUAGUUGUAUAUGCCAUUCGUGCAUGAAUUCCUUUUCUUAUGAACCAACUCCCUAAUCAUGUUUUGUGUUUUUAGUUCGCUAUCUUAGGAGAACCUGGUGUGCUAUAUGGGGAAGCAAAGCAGCAGCCCACAACUCCGACUUGCGACUCCAGAUGAAGGCACCACGAUGCACCAUGCUGCUCCCUUGGAAGGUCGGCUGAGCGACGCAGCGGCGAAGGCAGUGAACGAGCUGCUGUCGUCGGGCGCCGCUGGCAACCUGAGCUCCUUAGGGGUUGUUUUAAACCGCAAAUGAUCUACUGUAUCAAUUUUUUGCUGUUCAAAGAUUGAAAUCAUGGUUCAUUUUCAAAGAUUGAAAUGUUGUUGACCCUAUUCUUCUAUGCUUAAAUGGUAAAAAUGUCGCAUUUUGCUUGUUCUAACCAUUUUUCUUGAUAACUUGCAGAUGCUGGCCUUCAUUCAUGUUUUGUCGUGAGGUUCAGGAUGAACAAGUUGGGAGAAGCAUUGGAGCUAGUUAUACUGUGAUAGUUGUGUUACCUGAUGUGAACAUUUUUUUAUUGUAAACUUGAUGUGAACCAUAUUUUUCUGUAAUAAUGUGUUACCAGGAUGAACCAUCCUUGCUGUGUUACCAGGAUGAACAAGUUUGAUUGUAAUAAUGUGCCAAGUUUGGCUCUUUCUGAUUGUAUUCGUGAUGUGUACCAUAUUUUUCCUGAUUAGUUGUGCUCUGUUUGAAGAA